Molecule: messenger RNA, 1497 nt
Organism: Desarmillaria tabescens
Lineage: Eukaryota; Fungi; Basidiomycota; Agaricomycetes; Agaricales; Physalacriaceae
Exons: 13
Coding region: 1-1497 (498 amino acids)
Source: RefSeq, a predicted model, not a curated record
AUGAAUCUUCUUUGGGCAUCAGUGGGUGUAGCUCUCCUCGCAUACUGCGCCGCUUUAUAUGUCGGUCGUGUGAUUCGACGCAAGCAUGUGUCGCAGUACACAUGUGCCUUGGAGCUCGACACGCUGGGACGAAGGCUUCCUCACGAAAAGAUUAAGGGAACAGCGGUCAUUUGUGGUGGAAGUGUCGGGGGUCUUUUAGCGGCUCGGGUCGUUAUCGUUGAACCGGAAGCAUGGAUGAACACUCCCGACGCGGCGCGCACUGAUCCCUGGAAUCAAGGGAGCAAGCGCUCGCGAGUGAUGCAGUACGAAUCUCUGCAUGGCACUCUAGCGAUGGGAUACAACAUCUUGACCAAGCUCUUCCCUGAUAUCGAAGAAAAGAGUCAUGCGUCUGGCAUCAAGAUCAUUCCCUCCGACUUUUAUGUUCAUAUGUGGGGAAACGUGACUCGGUCUCCGUAUGCCGAAUAUGGCGGCAGUCUCCCAAAGACUAUGUGCGCCGGCCGUGCUGGUAUUGAGACACUUAUGCGCCGUUUGGUUCUGGGUGGGGAGUAUAAGAACAUCCGUCAGAUUAUUGGCACGGUUACUGGUGUUUCUCGAAGUCCUCAUAAUCCUGGAUAUCUAGAGGAGGUCACGGUCCGUACUUCUGAAGGCACACAGAACAUCCGCGCAGCUCUUGUCGUUGGUCCUGCAGCUGCUAGUCUGAAAUGGCUUCGGCGAGAAGGAUAUGGAUUUGCUGAUAAAUAUACAAGGAAUCAGCUUCCUCUCGACGAACUGAAGAUUGCUUAUGACCAGAAACUUCAUUAUUCCACGCUCCAAUUCCAUGUCACGCCUGAACUAGGGAGGAAGGCUCCCUGGCCUCCCGACUUCGAUGGAGACAUCAUUCUUUGGGUGACAGCAGCCUCCCGGAGACUCUUGAGGAAGGCAAGGCUUUCAUCGCGAAGUCUCGUCACUGAGAAGCCUAUUCCUGAGACGUUUUUCGCGAUGUUGGACAUGCUGGACGAAGUGAAGGAUACUAUGACUUGCAGUCGAGUUCGGUUCCCUGGUUCCAGCCACAUCAGAUAUGAGAGGGCCGUCAACUUACCAUCUAAUUGGGUAGCGCUGGGCGACAGUGUCAUGAGGGUGAACCCGGUUUAUGGACAAGGAUGUUCCAAGGCUUUCUAUGGCGCCCUUUGUCUAAAUAAGCUGCUGUGUAACUCGACGUCUAUACCGAAAGACUUUUCGAAGAAGUACUUUAGCAGUCACGCAGAAAAGAUCAAACCGAUUUGGGCGUCACUCAAAGCCGGUGAUUACGCUUAUAAAACGACAAUUCCAGUCCCGGGGGAGACUUUAUCUGAGGGCUCAUGGGCCCGGUGGUACGCUAAGAAGCUAACCAUUCUAUCGUUCACUGAUGAGCAAGCGGGCUCGGCGAUGUGGCAUGUCAGAAUGCUCCUCGCUCCACCUAUUGAUGUGUUACAGUUUGGGCUUAUACUCAAAGUGGCUUGGAGCCUCGUCAAAGGGUGA